Molecule: messenger RNA, 5283 nt
Organism: Opisthocomus hoazin
Lineage: Eukaryota; Metazoa; Chordata; Aves; Opisthocomiformes; Opisthocomidae
Source: RefSeq, a predicted model, not a curated record
AUGAGGGGGCUUUACACCUGCGAGAGAGUUUGCUGGGUUUUCCUUUCCUCAGAGUGUUUUGCGGAAAUUUUGAAGGACUUGGCCCGACGAAGUCUUCCCGGGGGCUCUGCUAGGCGUGCAGACCGGCCGACUUUGCCGCAAAAGGUACCUUCUCCUGCGACCCGAGAGGCACAUCUGGGUGCGGGGCACUGCGGGAACCGAGCCCGGCAGCGAUGCCGGUCGGGGGGAGAACUGCGAGCGGUAACAGAAGCUGAAUUUGUGAAGAGAUCAGUCCUGCGACCCGAGAGGCACAUCUGGGUGCGGGGCACUGCGGGAACCGAGCCCGGCAGCGAUGCCGGUCGGGGGGAGAACUGCGAGCGCUACUCUGCUGCUGGUGAGGGCAGUCUUUGCUCCCUGACUUUUGGAGACCCUUUGCUGUCAAGCAAAACGACCGUGGAAAUCCGUGGGAGUUUUGUUCAGGAUGAGCUGGAUGAACUUCGGGCUGAAAUGGAAGAGAUGCGUGACAGCUAUUUAGAGGAAGAUGUUUACCAGCUGCAGGAGCUCCGGCGAGAGCUGGACCGGGCAAACAAGAAUUGCCGCAUUCUGCAAUAUCGUCUCAGGAAAGCGGAACAAAAAAGCUUGAAAGUUGCACAAACAGGCCAUGUGGAUGGAGAGCUCAUUAGGAGCCUGGAACAAGAUUUAAAGGUAGCCAAAGAUGUUUCUGUCAGACUGCACCAUGAGCUGGAGAGCGUGGAGGAGAAACGUGUUAAAGCAGAAGAUGAAAAUGAAAUCCUUCGGCAGCAAAUUAUUGAGGUGGAGGUAUCCAAGCAGACACUGCAAAAUGAGCUGGACAAGUUGAAAGAGCUGAAGGAGCCCAAGAUUUGGGAUUACGAUGAGCAAGAGGACAGUGCUGAUUUGAAGUGCCAGCUCCAGUUUGCCAAAGAGGAGGCAGUGCUGAUGCGUAAGAAGAUGGCCAAACUGGGGAGGGAGAAGGAUGAACUGGAGCAGGAGCUUCAGAAGUACAAGUCCAUCUACGGAGACGUGGACAGUCCUCUGCCUACCGGGGAGGCGGGGGGCCCACCCAGCACCAGGGAGGCAAAGCUGAAGCUUCGUUUGAAGCUGGUGGAGGAGGAAGCCAACAUACUGGAAAGAGUGCGCCGGCACCUGCAGUUUGUGGAAGAGGAAGCAGAACUGCUGAGGCGGUCGAUUUCUGAAAUUGAGGAUCACAACAAGCAGCUAACAAACGAGCUGAACAAAUUCAAGUUCGAGCCAGGCCAGGAGCCAGGCUGGUUGGAUGAUGCGGCGUCCAAGUGUGGUGGCACCUUGCAGGAGGAGCUGAAGUCAGCCAGGUUGCAAAUCAAUGAGCUGAGUGGGAAAGUGAUGAAGCUCCAGUAUGAGAACCGGGUCCUGAUGUCCAACGUGCAGCGUUAUGAUCUUGCCUCUCACCUGGGCCUGCGCACUUCCAGCCCCAGGGACAGCGAUGCCGACAGUGAUGCCGGGAAGAAGGAGAGUGACAGCGAAGAGGGUCGCCUACCCCAGCCAAAGAGAGAGGGGCCCAUCGGGGGUGAGAGCGACUCUGAAGAAGUUUAUGAGAAAACAUCAGGUUUUGGGAGCGGGAAGCCGUCAGAAGUCAGCGACCUGUGCUCCACCGAGCUCCUGAGAGUGAAAGAGGACACCGAGUCUUUAAUUAGCAUCAAACGCGAGGCUGAGCGGCUCGAAAGGACCGUGGACCGCCUUAUCACUGAUACGGACAGCUUGAUUUAUGAUGCGAAGGUGCACGUAACCAGCAGUCCAUCCACCGAGCAGGAUUUCAAAAAUGGUGAGGAAAGGGGAGAAGAUAAGCGUGAACCGGAGCUUCUGGACACCAUCAACUCCAGGAUGAAAGCUUUCCGGAAGGAGCUGCAGACCUUCCUGGAGAAGGUUGAUCACAUUGGGGAGGGCCUUAAGGAGCAGAUGGAGGACCUCUCCCCUCUUCCCCAUCUCACAGAGUCUUCCAGUUUUCUAUCCACGAUGACAUCUAUGUCUCGAGACUCUCCCAUUGGUAACCUGGGGAAGGAGUUAAUCACCGACUUCCAGUCCAAACUGAGGGAUCAGAUGGAGUGGCAGCUCAAACAAGAUCGUGGAGAGGAGCAAGAGAUUCACCACCAACGAGCCACCACCGACCCACACCGCAGAGCUGAUGGAGACAUUAAACUCUACAGGCCAGGAGACAAGGGCUGUUUCAGUCUAGAGAAUGUAUCGAUACAGGAGCUUCAGGCUCAGCUUGAGCAGGAGACGAGACUUCACCGAGAGGAGCAAGAAAAGUUUACAGAAAGGAUCAUCCAGCUGGAGGAGGAGCAUAUGCAGACCCUGCGGAGGAAAGACUUGGAAGUGCAGAGCUUGACUUUGCAGAAUAAACUGGAAGAGAAGACCUGGAGCCAGGAGAAAAGUCUGCUACAGCAAGAACUCAGGCAUUUCAAGCAGGACACCUUUCUCCUGUACGUCAAACUGAAGUGGCUGCUGAAACAUUGGCGGCAAGGCAAGCGAAUGGAGGAGGAAGGGGAGGACAUAUUAGAGAUCGAGCACCCUGAGGCCCUCCCAGACUUUGGCAUUCAGUCUGAGCAGAAGGCGGACGAUGCAGAGCGAGAGGAGGAAGAAGAGGAUGUUGUGUUUGCACUGACAGAUUUCUCCCAGCGUCCCACCACGGAGAGCACUCAUCAUGGACCACAGCUGCAGACUGCAGAAUUACUGCAGCAGCAGAAGCAGGCAAGUGAAAAUCGGAAGCUCCUGAACGCUCUGAAGGGUUUGUUGGAUGACUUCCGCUCGGAGCUGCGGGAUGAGGAGCGUGAGCGGCAGGGUCUCCAGCAGCAGUACGCCCUGCACAAGGCAGCCUGGGAGGUGGAAAUGACUGAACUGAAGUGCCACCUCGAACAGCUCGAAGGGAAGAGUGAGAACAACUCAGGAGAAACAGGCCUUGCUUUUCUGGCUGAGAGCCAUGGUGUGGUGAUGGACCUCCGCUGGCAAAUCCAGCACAGUGAGAAGAACUGGAACCGGGAAAAGGUGGAGCUCCUGGACAGGCUUGACAGAGACCGGCGAGAAUGGGAACGUCAAAAGAAGGAGCUGCUCAGGCGGAUAGAGCAGCUUCAGAAAGAAGUAAUCCCGCGAAGAGGAGGUGGUUUUCUGUGUGACCAGAAGGAGAGUAGCCUUCGUCCAUUUACGACCCAGGGGAACCUUCACGUGCCGCGUCCCAUGGGGUCAAGAUCCUACUCUGAUUCGGAUGCCAUUCAGUUUGACGAUCGGUCACUGUCCAAGCUGAAGGAGAGCGAUCGGUGCAGCGCCACAGAAAACCUCUUUCUGGAGUCGCUGUCUCUUGAUUCCCCCGACGAGCCUGAUGAGCACCGGUCUCGGCAGCUGGAGCGGGAGAAAUUCCUGACCGGAUUAACAGAAGAGGAAGAAACACACAAAGGAAAUCUUCAAAGGGCGAUGUCCGUUUCUUCCAUGUCAGAAUUUCAGCGCCUGAUGGAUAUUUCUCCAUUUCUACCAGAAAAAAAUUUGCCUUCAUCCAGCAGCAAAGACGACAUAACCCCUCCCCUGUCUCCUGAUGAUCUGAAAUACAUCGAGGAGUUCAACAAAAAUUGGGAUUACAGUAACACUAGGAACCACGGUGGGGCUGCCGAGAAGCCUGCAGAAGGCUGGGCAGAAAGGACAGAAAUUGGGAAAGCCGGGAAUGAUCCUGCUUCAGAUCCCUUCCAGGCAUCGUCAUGGUAUCUCACCACCAGUGUCACUAUGACAACUAACACCAUGACCAGCCCAGAGCACUGCCAGAAGCAGCCAACGAGGAGUCAUGGUGCAACUGAAAAAAUGGGAGUUCGGGUCUUUCACAGCCCACCGGUUGUCCGUAGGUUUGAUAACCCGGUGAUAGCUGGCAGCGAAGGGAAAAACCAGGUUGAGACGGAUUUCCUGUUUUCUGUGACCAAAGCUAUGGGGAAUGUUGCUGAGACAAAAGGUGCUUCCUCGGAUAUGUUUGGAAGAUGGUCUUGUGACCUGGCCAAACAUCACAAGGAUUUUCUGGAGAGUGGUCUUCGUCCCAUUGAACGUCCUAUUUGCACUACUGUGGGCUUUGCCUCACCCUUGCAUAGCUUGGAGAUGUCCAAAAACAUGAGUGAUGAUAUGAAGGAGGUCGCUUUCUCUGUCCGAAACGCAAUACGCUCUAAUUCAGCAGAACCUCAGUUUAAGGACACUGCAUGUCAAACCAAUGGUACGAGAACGACAGGGACGCAGACCACCCAGACAAUCAGUGUUGGCUUGCAGACAGAAACCCUGCGCAGUAUCACCAGCAGUCCACACAAGUGUCUGACACCAAAGGGGGGGUCCACGCCUGUCUCUUCACCAUCCAGAAGCCUAAGAAGCAGGCAAGUGACCCCCGUCAUUGAAAAGGUCCAGGCUAAGUUUGAACGCACAUGCUGCUCCCCCAAAUAUGGUUCUCCAAAGUUGCAAAGAAAAAUCCUUCCCAAAUCAGACCAGCCAAACAACCGGACUUUGCCCGGCACACCUCAGAAAGGAUUCAGUGAGUCCGCUUGGGCUAGAUCAACUACUACAAGGGAGAGUCCUGUCCACACCACCAUCAACGAUGGCCUCUCCAGUUUGUUCAACAUUAUUGAUCAUAGCCCCAUCUUUCAUGAAACCUUCCAAAAAUGCCCCAGGUCUAGCAGCCGGUCCAGGUCAGCAGAACCCAGACCAGAACUGGGCCCAGUGCAGGAGCCAUGUACAACUGCCCGUGGCAGAUCACCCAGUCCUCUCCGGUUGGGGACAGAGACGCAAAAGGAAGAUGGGGCUGAGGUGACAAGUAUCCGGCAGGACUUAUCUGCUCCUCCAGGUUACACACUUGCAGAAAAUGCUGCCAGGAUCUUGAAUAAGAAACUUUUGGAGCAUGCCUUAAAGGAAGACAGAAGGCUACCUUCACACAACCCACCAAAUCUUAGCAAUGACAACAGCACAGGAGAAAUUGUCAAAGUAGAUCCAGGGUCCAUAGAGGAACUGCCUUGUUCUGCACUAGCCCCAUCCCUCCAACCCUGCUUCUCCCGGCCAGAGAGACCAGCGAACCGGCGCCCACCGUCCCGAUGGGCUUCACAUUCCCCUACUGCCUCACAGCCGCAGUCCAGCGGAGACCCGACUUCCUCGGAGGAGAGCGGGAGCAAGGAGCCGCUGGCAGAGACCCCCAGCCAGGGAGGAUUUCCUCUGCUGAGGCUUUCUGGGGCUCGUUUGUUAAAGAGCACCAUCUGGGAUCCCUUAGAAGCCUUCCUGGCUAGCUCUGCCAAGCGAUAA